AUCCCGAUUCUCCAGCUGUUUCAUUUGACAAUUUUGGAGACGCGACUUCUGUUACCACGAUUUUUAUUUUCCACGUCACCUAACGCACAGAACCGUCGUUUUUCCACAGUUGCCACUGUCUUGAUGAGCAUGUCAAGUGUCUGAAGGGAGUCUGGACCGCAGGGAAGUGGAAAAAGUGUCUGAAAUACGAUCGCAGCGUGUUCCGCCUCGCAGCCAGUGCGAGCAUGAUAUGGCCUACAAUAUCAGACGGACAUGUAAAGAAUGCGGGUGUCGGUGCGAAGGCUGUAAUGACAACACGUCCCUGCACUUGCACGUAGAAAUCGAGAACCUGCAACAACGACUUCUUGAGAAAGAACAUCACAUUGUCAAAAUGGAGACAAAUUUCUUGUCAGAAGCUGAUAAAUAUCCUGACGGAGAAGUGGUCGCAAUGAUGGAGGAAGUGGCGAUUUGGCAGGACAAAUACAACAGGUUGUACGAAGCGCACAAGAAGCUGCAAAAAGUAAACCAAGGGCUUGAAGACAAACUUUUAAGGAUAGUAGACAAAUUCGAGACGGAAAAGAGUGUGUUGUCAAGGGAAUUGGGCACGACAACAAGGUCACUGAGUGAAGAAAGGAUAAAGACCUCAAGACUUAAGACUGAAAAUGAAAGAUACAGAAAUGAUGUAAAUUUAACAAUUCAACUCUUGCAAUGCAAGCCAGGGAAUUUUAUGCCUCAAAAAUUUGACUCGUUACCCUCUGACAUUCAACAGAAAGUUAAAACCUAUGUAAAUAGCAAGCGACCAAAUGGAGGUGGAAACGUUCCUCAGAAUAGGCCCGAGCCUAAGGUUAUCAAAGUUCCCAUUCCCACUUUCCCACCAACAGCCAUGGUUUAUUCUGUCAACAAAGGAGAGAGCAAUGGAUCUGCAAAUUUUAGCGACCCUGAAGAGCAGCCAGUUGACAUAGUCUCUGCGGCAAUCAUGGCCAAAGUUCUCGAAGAGCGGGAGAGAGAAAGGAGCCUACUGCAGCACUGUGAGUCGUGUCGGUGUCCCACUCUUAUGGACACGAGGAGUCGGGAUGUAGCAACGCAAACGUCUGACCACGUUUCAGUGACUGUGCUGCCCGCCAAUCACAGCAACAUUCUGCUCGACAACAUGGUUGGCUACCGCUCACCGCACAAUCCCAUGCUUGGUUCGAGCUGUCGCAGUGCUGUGCUGGUCCACAGCCCGAGAGGAAGAAACAACUCCACUUCGUCAGGUGAAAGCCAACGGGGCCUUGGGGACAUGUCCGAGACGGAGACGGACAUAUAAUUUAAAUUGAAAACGGAAGGAGGUUGGUUUUAUGUCUAGUCGUAACCUCCAGGGAGAGCAGGACCAAAAUAAUCAAUCGCAAUUACAGGCCAAUCUCUCUAGCCCUUCGGUGCUUCUCUUAAUUUGUUCACAAUAUUCAUAUUUUUGGUUAUUUGAUAUAAAGAUUUCGAUUUGAUUUUUAAUUUAAUUAAGGGGCUAGAAGUGUUCUGCUAAGCAGUUUUUCACACCAAGUGAGAUUACAAAGAUUUGUCAAGUAUAAAAUGGUUUUUUUAUUCAAUUUAGAAAUAAUUUGGCCUAAGUGUUUGCUCACUUUAGCAAUUGGUGCUCCAAUAUAAAAAUAGCCGUGUUGUUUUAAAUUUUAUGAUACAAAUUAAAAACACGGUUACCUCCAUAAUUCUGAAUUAGCUAAGUUUUAAUAUGAAAAUUAGCAACAAUGAUCAGGGUGAUGUUUGAUAAAUUAUUUAAGCAGAAUGAUAUAUGUCAAUAUUUGCUGCAUAAUGACGAGAUUAGCUAUAGCAUUGAAACGCUAUUCACGAAGGACAUAUA
Molecule: messenger RNA, 1831 nt
Organism: Neocloeon triangulifer
Lineage: Eukaryota; Metazoa; Arthropoda; Insecta; Ephemeroptera; Baetidae
Product: brain-enriched guanylate kinase-associated protein
Exons: 6
Coding region: 230-1285 (351 amino acids)
Source: RefSeq, a predicted model, not a curated record